CCAACUCCAAACUCAAUGAGAGCAAAGCCGUCGAUGUGAACUGCCAUGGCGCCCAAAGCGAAGAAGGGCACAGGUGCACCAAAAGUACCAAAGGCACGAGCAGGUGGAGGCGUCGCCAAGGGCAAGGCGAAAGCAGCGCCGGUCGCCCCCGCAGCGCCGACACCUCAGGACUUGGCCGCGGUGCAAAUCCAACGCUUCGCGCGUGGCUUCUUGGCGAAGCGCCGGCUGCGGGAGAAGAAGCAGCAGCAGAGGCAGCUGGCGGAAGCCUUGAGAGCUGCAGAGCUGGCCUCGCUCCAGGCCGAGCGUCGGCGGAGCGAGAAGGAACGAUUGAAGGCGGAGGCCAAGCGCCAGAAGCAAAAGGAACGGCAGGAGGACACGCGUGCCUUGUUGGAAGCUGCCUUCGAGGGAGACGAGGACUUGGUCUUGAAGUUCUUGAAGAAAGGCCUUCCCGUGGACGCUGCGCCCGCCUCCGGUGUGACGGCCUUGUCCGAGGCGGCGGCCGCGGGGAAGCCACGCGUGGUGGAGCUGCUGCUGGAGCGCAAGGCCAACCCCAACAGCCGCGGCGAGUUCAAGCGCACGCCGCUGUGGCGAGCGUCCUACAGUGGGCGUGAAACCAUCUUGCCCUUGCUGCUUGAAGCCGGAGCUGACCCGCGCUUACGUGAUGAACACGGCCAUAGCCCCUCUGAUGUGUGCAAGGAGGAGCUGGCGGAAGUCUUUGCUUCGUGGGACCUCGAACGGACGGAAGAGCUUCUGGAGGACUACGAGUCCUGGGCCUUGGAGCUCCGCGCGCAAGAGCUGCGGCGCCAAAGUGAAGAGAUGCAAGAUGUGGAGAAGUCCUACGAGGUGGCGCUGCAGAAGCACCAGGCGGCGCAGAUGAUCUUGGCCAAGGCCAAAGCACAGAUGCGGCGCCGGGAAAAAGAAUGGGGCCCUAAACUGGCGGCUGGGCACAAGGACGCCUUGGAUGCGUGUGCCUCCGCAGACGCUGCCUUGCAACAAGCAGAGGUGGCUGCUGAGGAGGCCAAGAGGCUCUUCGACCAGGCCGCCUUAGCGCGCCUCACCGCUGCAGAGCAGUGUGGGGCCACUGUAGACCUGGGCACAGGGCGAGAAGUGCCAGUGCGUGAGCUGAACAACGUGCUGCUGCGGGACUUGGGCGAGCGCAUCGCCUUGGCCAAACGCUGGCCUUUGGUGGUGGAUCCCGAAAACAUCGCACAAAAGCUGAUCCAGUACUCCGGGAGCUCCUUGUUGAACUUCUUCCUCCCUGGCGACAUGGAGCCCGAACGCCUGAGGAUGGCAUUGCUCACGAUGCUGCGUGCAGGGGGCGUGCUGGCCUUGGAUCUGCUUUGCUUUGGCGCCGGCGUCAACGUGGAACUCCUCCGGGCGCCCUUCGAGGAGCUGCGGCCAAAGCUCUUCGAAGAUUUGUGUAGCCGCCAGUUGCUGAAGGCCUCCAAGCAAAACCGCAUGCCAGACUUCUUUGACCUGGUCACCAAGGAGGAGCGGAAGGAGCGCUUCCGCGCCCAGGUCUUCGAUGAAGCGCGCACGGCCAAGUUCAAGUUUAUGGUUCUGACCACAACUGAGCUGCUUGGGUGUCCAUGGCUGCGGGCUGGGCAAUGGGGCGAGCGUUGCGCCAAUGUUCCAUGUGAAGAAUGAGUUUUGCAUCAUUCCUGCUUGGGUGCAUUGUGUGUGGCCAGUCCUCCGGCAGUCUAUUGACAUGUGAACAUGGCUGAAAGAGACUGUGUACAUAGAUAUCCUGAUUUGAUCCAACCCACUUGCAUUAUCUACUGGAGUGUUUUAUCCACUUGGAGCGGUUCAUACGUUCCGCAAUCUACCGGGACCCCGCCCCGGCAAUACCGACAAAAUGUCAAUUACUGGGGCGGCAGACGGGCCACAAAAGUGAACAGCAUUUCCUGCAUCUUGCAUCACACUAUGUUCUUGCAUUCUGCUGUUGUGGCCGUUCGACGCCCCGUUAACCCGUAUUUUGUUGGCUCAAUAGACAGCGGCCCAAAUAUUGCUUUAUCGCUUUCUGAUGGGGAUUGACUAGCCUUUGUUGUCGUGGCUUCUGC
Durusdinium trenchii is the source of this 2060-nucleotide messenger RNA. The record is from the annotation of a GenBank genome assembly. NCBI's taxonomy places the organism in Eukaryota, Dinophyceae, Suessiales, Symbiodiniaceae.